This is a messenger RNA of Thamnophis sirtalis, 1520 nucleotides long. The record is from RefSeq and is a predicted model, not a curated record. NCBI's taxonomy places the organism in Eukaryota, Metazoa, Chordata, Lepidosauria, Squamata, Natricidae.
AUAUAAGGAAAUGGGAAGAUAAUGAUUCCUACCCAUGUCCAUUUCCAACGUAGAAGAAAUUAUAUUUGUCUUGUUUUCAUUUUUCAUAUUUUCUCCCCCUUUAGGGAAGUGCAGGCUUUGGCUAUCCUGGCUCUAAAGGACAGAAAGGUGAGCCUGGUACUCCAGGGCUUCCAGGUCCACUUGGGCCCCCAGGACCUCCCGGAACCAUUAUGAGGCACUCUGAUGGCUCUACUGUUGAGCAACCAGGAGCCAUAGGCCCACCAGGACUUCCAGGAAAAGAUGGUCAACCUGGAAAGGAUGGAGAGCCUGGGGAUCCUGGUGAAGAUGGCAAACCAGGUGAUGUUGGUCCCCAAGGUUUCCCUGGGACUCCGGGUGAGCCUGGCCUGAAAGGCGAAAAGGGAGAACCAAGUGUUGGUGCUAGAGGUCCUCCUGGCCCCCCAGGCCCACCUGGGAAACCUGGAUUGAGUUCCAGAGUGGAUAAAUUGACAUUUAUUGAUAUGGAGGGCUCUGGUUUUGGAAGUGACUUGGAGUCUUCACGAGGUCCCAGAGGGCCACCUGGGCCUCCAGGCCCUCCUGGUGUACCUGGUUUACCAGGACAACCUGGAAGAUUUGGGACAAAUGGCACUGACUUUCCAGGCCUCCCAGGCCUCCCUGGAGUUCCAGGGAGAAAUGGCAACUCAGGAAUCCCAGGACCUCCGGGCCCACUUGGGCCUCCAGGAAAAGAUGGCAUCCCUGGUCAAACUGGAGAAAAAGGAGCACCGGGUGAAUCAGGUGAAAUGGGCUUUACAGGAGCACCUGGACCAAAGGGUAACCAAGGAGUGCCAGGAGUGCCAGGAAUACCAGGUGAACCUGGUCUCGCAGGCCUUCCUGGGCCAAUGGGACCCCGCGGAUUGCCUGGGCCCCCUGGGCCGGGCAUUGCAGCAGAAUUUGUCGACAUGGAGGGCUCAGGAUUUCCAUUAGUCUCUGGUGGUCCUGGAACUCGUGGGCCAGAAGGUCCUCCGGGGCUUCCAGGACUUCCAGGACUCCCAGGGCCUCCAGGACCCAAGGGAGAUGAGGGCAUCAUUGGUCUCCCAGGGUUGCCAGGUGAAAAGGGAGAUCCUGGCUUGCCGGGAUUAGACGGUCGCCCUGGAUUAGAAGGUUUCCCAGGACCACAAGGACAAAAGGGUGAAGAAGGAAGCCCAGGGUCUAAAGGUGAAAAGGGUCAAGAUGGAAUAGGACUUCCUGGCCCACCUGGCCCUCCAGGACAAGCUGUGUACCUGUCUAGUGAGGAUAAAACUGUGCCUGUUUUGCCAGGCCCAGAGGGACCCAGGGGACCAAAAGGUGACUCGGGAACUCCAGGCUAUCCUGGACUGAAGGGUGAAAAAGGAGAGCCAGGAGUUAUAACUAGGUUUGAUGGAACAAUCCUUGCAUCUGAAGCAAAAGGAGAAAAGGGUGAACCAGGCCCAAGCGGACUCAUGGGACCAGCAGGGCCACCUGGGCGAUAUGGACGGAAGGGAGAACUUGGCUUUCCUGGAAGACCU